AAAUAACAAUUCUAUUUCUGCUCUUUAGUCUUUACGCUAAUCUCUUUCUAUAUUUUCCUUUUAUGAUUUUAAAGUAAAAAGAAUAAAAAAGAAAAGAGAAAAGAUAUCUUUGAACCAUUGAUUGAAGUGUUUCAAGAAAAAAAAAAACCUUUUUUUCACUUGGAAUCAGAAGAAAGAGAAGAAAACAAAAAAAGAAAUGGAGAGAAACACGCCGGUGAGAAACCCUCACACUUCCACCGCCGAUCUGCUUUCCUGGUCAGAAACCCCUCCUCCUCAACAUUCUACAACCCCUUCCGCCGCUCGUUCUCACCAGCCAUCCGAUGGAAUCAGCAAGAUUCUCGGCGGAGGUCAGAUCACAGAUGAGGAAGCUCAGUCUCUCAAUAAGCUGAAGAAUUGUUCAGGGUACAAGUUGAAAGAGAUGACUGGGAGUGGCAUAUUUACUGAUAAGGCAAAAGUUGGGUCUGAUUCCGAUGCUACUGAUCCAAAGACUGGACUCCGUUACUAUCAGCAAACUCUGAAUGGGAUGAGUCAGAUAUCUUUCAGCGCUGACGGGAAUGUUUCCCCUAAGAAACCAACCACUUUAACCGAGGUUGCAAAGCAAAGAGAGCUUAGCGGAAACUUGCUCACCGAGGCUGACUUAAAGAGCAACAAGCAGAUAUCAAGUGCUAAGAUCGAAGAGAUCAGCGGUCAUAACAUCUUUGGACCUCCACCUGAGAUUCAGCCUCGAUCUUUGGCUGCUGCUCAACAAGAAGCUAGAGGUAACAGAGACAUGGGAGAGCCUGCACCAAGGAACUUACGUACUUCUGUUAAAGUUUCCAAUCCAGCAGGAGGACAAAGCAACAUACUAUUCAGUGAAGAACCUGUUGUGAAGACAUCAAAGAAGAUACAUAACCAGAAGUUUCAGGAACUCACUGGCAACGGUAUUUUCAAAGGCGACGAAUCACCUGGUACUGCAGAUAAGCAGUUAAGCUCAGCUAAACUAAGGGAAAUGAGUGGAAACAAUAUUUUCGCAGACGGGAAGUCAGAAUCCCGAGACUACUUUGGUGGUAUGAGGAAGCCUCCCGGCGGUGAAAGCAGCAUUUCAUUGGUUUAAGGACUGGGAGACUAUCACGUUUCAGGUUCUUUAGAGUUAAGUUACCUAGAGUCUUCAUCUAUUUGUACGGUUCGUUAAUAAACACUCUUGGUGUUGUUGUUUUUAGUAGCUACAUUGAAGUUCAUAACUUUAUAUAAGAUCCUUUGUUGUGACAA
Camelina sativa (false flax) is the source of this 1248-nucleotide messenger RNA. RefSeq lists its product as uncharacterized. NCBI's taxonomy places the organism in Eukaryota, Viridiplantae, Streptophyta, Magnoliopsida, Brassicales, Brassicaceae. The record is from RefSeq and is a predicted model, not a curated record.